Messenger RNA from Xyrauchen texanus (razorback sucker), 1414 nucleotides. RefSeq names its product P2X purinoceptor 7-like. The coding region runs from base 677 to 1270 and encodes 197 amino acids. The record is from RefSeq and is a predicted model, not a curated record. The transcript is spliced from 2 exons. NCBI's taxonomy places the organism in Eukaryota, Metazoa, Chordata, Actinopteri, Cypriniformes, Catostomidae.
AUACUGCAGCCUUCAAAGGACGCGUCCCAUCUAGCAUGCAGCCUUCCAAACGAGACGCAGCCAAUGUUUUACCUUUGAGAUACAGUCAUCGACUGUCAAUCAACUUGACAAUGCGCAUGCGCAUUAGCUAUACAAGCCGAGAAAAUUGCGAUUUGUUUGGUGUAAUCUGAGGUGAAGAAACACAAUUUAUGAUACCAGUGUUGUCAAAUUUUACUGCUGAUUGUAAGUAUUUCAUUUAAUCGUAAUCUUGAUAAACAGUUUAGGAGAUGUCAGUCUUUCCCCAUUCAAGUAGAUAGGAGCUGCACUGGCAUGAGAGCGUUCCAAACAUGGCCGACAGUGGACUGACUUGCUAAAAAGCCUUGAUUGAGCUUAACUUGUACGCAAACCGGAACAUUAAUUUAAAAGUGUGCCAAAGUGACACACGUUGCGUAAUGCUUUUUAAAGUUAUUAAAAUGUAAUAUGUUUUAAGUACUGUAGAUUCCCUCCUUGGUUUUCCCCCUACGUCGUCGCUUCACACUCCAUUCCAGUAGAUGGCAGAAAUGCUCCAUUAGAUGGUUUGCCAAAAAUAAAACGAAGAAGUUUGUAUCUUCCGUUGUUUUCAUUACAUCCGUAUGCGCAACGCCAUUCACAACUGUUAACAGCUGGAUACAUCUUAGAAAACGCAAUUCCAAAGAAGAUGUCUGACGAUUUCUACAUAGAGGAGGAGAUGCAUUUCUAUGCACAGCCUUAUUUGUUUGAGCCGGAGUACACGGAUGCCGAACUGAGAGAGAUGGAAGAAGAGGCAGCGGCCGCAGCACAGACACAGGGCGAAGCUACAGUGAGACAGAGGGCACAGGACACCUGGUGGUGUUCAUGUGGCCAGUGCAUGGCAAUGCCAACAGAUGAAGAGAGCCUCUGCUGUAAUGAGUGGGAUUUUGCCAGACGCCCCCUAGAAAAUCGUACAACAGCGAGAAACUGCUUAACUUGUGAUCCAGAAUUUGCCCCACUAUUAAACCGCAGUGUUUUGGAGGUGAUGUUUCAAUUGCCCAGUGUGAACUGGAAGAAUCGCCCCAGACCUCAAGGACCGGAUGGCACGCUGUCUGUAGAUCAGUGCAGGGUGCUGGCAUACCGUGUAGUGUUGGAAUGGGUAUUGAAAGGAGAAAAACUCAGUAAACAGAACAGUGAAGUUCUUCCAUCCUGUGUCGUCAGAGCCGUCAGAGAAAGAUACCCCUCUUCCUCAGAAACUUACGUUGGAUUCAAAGAGACCGAAGAAGCCUUUGGGCUGAUUUAGAAUGUUUUCUUUUUUUCUCUAUUAUAAUUUUUUACAUUUUGCAUUGCUGCUUUUUAAUAAAAAAAUAAAUUAAAAAAAACUUUUUUAUAAAUGUGUCAAACUUGACUAUAUUUUUAUAAAAUAAAAAAAAUCCAUGGGACCAGA